GGCCCAAGUGGGGGCUUAGAGCCACAGCUAUGCUUGGGAUGGGUGGUGGGCGUGACGUUGCCAUGGCAGCCACCUUGGGCUAGAAGGGGGUCUGUCCUUGUCCAAAGCAGGACCAAGCCUGGCUGGGGAGCUUUCACUGCUGGUGUAACUCCAUGAUCUUCACUUCUGCCUGUGUAACCGAGUGUCAGUCACCCCAGUGUGUAAGCGUAGAGGGGCAGAACUGUCAGAAUGAUAAUGUGUAGAUCUUCCUGACGGGCUGGACUCAGCAGCUGCAGGAAUGAGUCAUUCUCCCAGGUGCUUCGAAGCUGUGCAAACUGACGAAAUGCUUUGUGGAAUUAUCUAUCUUUGCACAGAUAAGGAUUGCUUUUUUCUGGAUGUAGUAAGCAAACCCAAGGCAGCAGUGCACGUGCUAAGGAGGAGAAUCCAUGGGGAGAACGUGUAGGCUGGGUUUCAGUGCACAGAUCAAAGCUGGGCACCCUCCGGGCGCGCCUGUCUCAGCUGGGGAUUCACACGUGCAGAGCGAGGACCGAGUGUCGCUGGACAUGAGAUCGGGCCCGGGACACCCACACAGAUGAGACCGUCGCCCUGAAGAAGGUGCGGAUGGACAAGGAGAAAGACGGCAUCCCCAUCAGCAGCCUGCGGGAGAUCACACUGCUCCUGCGCCUGCGCCACCCCAAUGUCGUGGAGCUGAAGGAGGUGGUGGUAGGGAACCACCUGGAGAGCAUCUUCCUGGUGAUGGGUUACUGUGAGCAGGACCUGGCCAGCCUCCUGGAAAACAUGCCCACGCCCUUCUCCGAGGCCCAGGUCAAGUGUAUUGUGCUGCAAGUGCUCCGGGGCCUCCAGUACCUGCACAGGAACUUCAUCAUCCACAGGGACCUGAAGGUCUCCAACCUGCUCAUGACUGACAAGGGCUGUGUGAAGACAGCUGAUUUUGGCCUGGCCCGGGCCUAUGGUGUCCCAGUAAAGCCAAUGACUCCCAAGGUGGUCACUCUGUGGUACCGUGCCCCUGAGCUGCUUUUGGGAACCACGACCCAGACUACCAGCAUUGACAUGUGGGCCGUGGGCUGCAUCCUGGCUGAGCUGUUGGCCCACAAGCCCCUGCUCCCUGGCACAUCUGAGAUUCACCAGGUUGACCUGAUCGUGCAGCUGCUGGGGACGCCUAGCGAGAACAUCUGGCCGGGCUUUUCCAAACUGCCGCUGGUCAGCCAGUACAGCCUGAGGAAGCAGCCAUACAACAACCUCAAGCACAAGUUCCCAUGGCUUUCAGAGGCUGGGCUGCGUCUGCUGAAUUUCCUCUUCAUGUAUGAUCCUAAGAAAAGGGCAACAGCGGGGGACUGCUUGGAGAGCUCUUAUUUCAAGGAGAAGCCCCUGCCCUGUGAGCCGGAGCUCAUGCCCACCUUCCCUCACCACCGUAAUAAGCGGGCUGCCCUGGGCAUGGCGGAAGGCCAGAGCAAGCGGUGCAAGCCCUGAUGGUGGCCACAUGCUGACUCCAGAUCAGAGGUGUCCUGGGAUCCAGCUCGUCCACACAGACAAGCCCCAGGGCUCUUCUGCCCAGCACCUGGCAGGGCAUGGACCGUGGGGUAUGGGAGCGCUAGGCUGCUGUGCCACCCAGGCCUGUUAAAGCUGCUGCAUGGUACCCAUGGAGAAUGCUGUCACUGGGUUGUACCCUGGCCCAGGAUCAGCACGGUCUUUGGGGUCCCCUAGGGCGUGAAUAGGCUCUGACGACCCCAGGUGGGAUGGUGGGAGGGGAUACCACUGAGAUGCUAGGGAGAAGGGUGGACUCCCAUCCUGGGGCU
Molecule: messenger RNA, 1796 nt
Organism: Fukomys damarensis (Damara mole-rat)
Lineage: Eukaryota; Metazoa; Chordata; Mammalia; Rodentia; Bathyergidae
Gene: Cdk10
Product: cyclin dependent kinase 10
Exons: 12
Coding region: 601-1470 (289 amino acids)
Biological process (GO): protein phosphorylation; regulation of mitotic cell cycle
Cellular component (GO): nucleus
Molecular function (GO): cyclin-dependent protein serine/threonine kinase activity; ATP binding
Source: RefSeq, a predicted model, not a curated record